Micromonas pusilla CCMP1545 is the source of this 2520-nucleotide messenger RNA. RefSeq lists its product as uncharacterized. Gene Ontology annotation, biological process: mismatch repair; negative regulation of DNA recombination. Lineage: Eukaryota; Viridiplantae; Chlorophyta; Mamiellophyceae; Mamiellales; Mamiellaceae. The record is from RefSeq and is a predicted model, not a curated record. Gene Ontology annotation, molecular function: ATP binding; mismatched DNA binding; endonuclease activity. The coding region runs from base 1 to 2520 and encodes 839 amino acids. The transcript has a single exon.
AUGGUCGCGGAGGAGGAGGAGGACGAGGACGACGACGACGACGACGAGGCGCGACGCGAGCCGACCGCGGAGGAGCUCGACGCGGAAGCGCGCGAGCUCCUGCAGUGGCCGGAGCUCUCGUCGCAGGUCCGGUCGUUCACCGCGACCGUGCUCGGCUUCCGCGCGUGCACGCCGUUCCUCCCUCUCGGCGCGUCGCCCGCGAUCUCCGCGCGAUGGCUCUCCGAGACGACCGCGUGCGUCGCCGCGUGCGACGCCGGCGCGCUCCCCACGAGCGCGUUCGAGGGCACGAAGGACGUCCGCGCGUUCAUUCGCGGCGCCGCGAGCGGGAAGACGCUCAGCGGCGCGUCGUUGGCGGACAUCGCGUCGACGAUGACCGCGGCGGCGCGCGUGUGGGCCUCCGUCGAGUCGCUCGUCGCGACAACCUCGGACGCCGACGCGGCGGCGGCGGCGUUCGCGCCGCUCGUCUCGCUCGCGUCGCCGCUCGCGUCGACGCCUCGAGACGUCGAGACGGAGAUACGCCGAUGCGUCGCGGUCCCGGGCGGGAACGUGCUCGACGACGCGUCCGACGCGCUGCGCGCCAUCAGGGACGCGCGGAGAGACGCCGAGCGCGAGCUGCGCGAGCUGCUGCGGGAGACGGCGGAUUACAUGGCGCGGAAAAACUUCGCGGAGCGCGCGCAGAUCGUCACGCGGCUGAACCGCGAGUGCAUCCCGAUCAAGGCUGGCGCGCAGAGCGAGAUGGAGGGGGUCAUCUUGGGCGCGUCCGGGAGCGGGCAGACGGUGUUUAAGGAGCCCGCGGGCGCGGUGCCGUUGAAUAACGCCAUCGCGGAGUUGAACGCGAAGGAGGACGCGGAGAUUGAGCGCGUCUUGCGGACGCUCACCGCGCUCGUGCUCGGCGCGGACGACGGCGAGGGGUUGACGGAGGCCGUGGAGGCGCUCGGCGCGGUGGACGCGACGCGCGCGAAGGCGAAGCACGCGGCGUGGCUCGACGCGUCGCCGGUGAAGGUGGUGGGAGGGACCGACGGCGACGGCGACGACGACGACGACGGCGGCGGCGGCGGGGGGUGCGUGCGGCUGCCCGGGGCGAGGCACCCGCUGCUGCUGCAGCGCACGCUGCCGAAGCUCCCGCGCGGCGGGACGAUCGGCGCGAGCGAGAGCACAGAAGGAUGGGACGGCGAGGGCGAGGGCGACGACGACGACGACGAGGGCGAGGGCGAGGACGACGACGGCGAAGAGGAUGAAAAGCCGUCGACGUCGUCGGCUUCGUCCGUCGUCCCCAUCGACUUCGUCGUCCCCCCUCGCACCUCCCUCGUCGCCAUCACCGGCCCGAACACCGGCGGAAAGACCGCGUCGCUGAAGCUAUUAGGCUUGUGCCUUCUCAUGGCGCGCGCGGGGUUACACCUCCCCGUCGCGCGCGGCGCCGCGGGCGCCGACGCGAGAGUGCCGUGGACGAAAACCGUCCUCGCGGAUCUCGGCGACGCGCAGUCGCUCGACCUCGAAGGCGGCCUCUCCACGUUCAGCGCGCACUUGCGACGAUUACAGCGCAUCCUCCGCGCGUCGAGGGACGAUACCGACGCGAAGCGAUACACCGUGGUGUUGCUGGACGAGCCCGGGGGCGGGACGGACCCGGCGGAGGGCGCCGCGCUCGCCUCGGCCGUGCUUCGCGCGUCGGCGGACGCGUGCCGGCUCGUCGUCGCGACGUCGCACUACGACGAGGUCAAAGCGCUCGCGGGCGGCGACGGCGGCGACGGCGGGAUGGUCGGCGCCGCGAACGCGGCGGUCGAGUUCGACGCCGCGACGCUGCGACCGACGUAUCGGUUGUUGUGGGGCGCGUCCGGGGAGAGCAACGCGCUCGCGAUCGCGCGCGGGUUGGGGUUGGACGCCGGCGUCGCGGACCGCGCGGAGAAGCGGUGGCGGCGGCAGCGACGCGCCGCGGGGCUGCGCGGCGACGACGACGACGGCGCCGGCGCUGCCACCGUCACCGCGGUCGACGACGUCAGCGAGCUCGCGAGCGCGCUCGAACGCGAGCGCGCGUCGCAGGAAGAGCGCGCGGCGUCGGCGGCGGCGGCGUUGACGCGCGCGGAGGCGCUCCACGACGACGUCUUCCUCCGCGGCGCGAAGCACUUGCGUCUGCGAGAAGAGAUUUGCGUGGAGACCGCGGAGCGACGCGGCGUGGAGGCGAUGCGGGACGCGGAGACGACGUUAGCGCUCGCGGAGACGCGCGAGGAGCUCGAGGCGUUCGCGUCGGAGGCGUUGCCGAGAGGGUGGACGUUCGACGCGCGCGGGGAAGCCGUCCCGGGUGAGAAGAAUCGCGACGGCGGCGGCGACGGCGACGGCGACGCGGGAGACGGCGCCGACGGCCGAGGAUGGACCCCGAAGGUCGGGUCCGUCGUGAUCGUGCGAAGGCUCGGCGGCGCGGAGGCGGAGGUGCUCGACGUCGACGAGGGCGCGAGGGAGGUGCUCGUGAAGUUUGGGUCGAUCACGACGCGCGUGUUGCUCGCCGAAGUGAGCCGGGUUGCGUAG